AUUGCGGGAAGGUUGAAGUUUCACCAUCAUGGUGCUUCCACCAAUUACUUUUGAGAACUUGCACACCAUCUGUGUGCAGUAAUAAAGCUUUUAGCAGCUCCAGAUUGCCACGCUGGUGGUGGGGAGUGUGGAUGAAAGCCAGCCCAGUGAAUUAAGGUCAUGUCCCUACAGGGGACAGAAAGCAAGCUCUGGGUAAAACGAUCUAGACAAUCCCUGGGAGAGGCAGCUGGUCCUGGCAGCACUUUGGUAAUCACAGUUCUGCUGUUAAUCUGCAGCCACUGAAGGUAGCAGGAGACACACAGGGACUCACUCCAGGUAUUAACGGACACCUGCAAGAAAAAUACUGCGGGUUCUUGACAGGCAGAGGUGGAUGGAAAGUGUUGUUGAGUAGAAAAUGUGUAAAGCAAGCCAGACAGGCUAAAAAAGAUAAAUAAUCAUGGUACAAGCGAAGGAGUCAACAGCCACUUCUCAGACAAAUUUUAAAAAGGAUUAAUACAACUGCUGAAUCUGUCAGUGGAGAAGUUCUUCGUAAUAUCAACAUUAAAAACCUGACAUUUACAAUACUGAGGAGAAAAUAAAAAGCUUGUAGAUAUAGGUCUGUGUGGGAGGAAGUAAUGUCGAAAGGAAAAAACCAUGAACUGCUGUACCACAUAAAUACACUAUAUUAAGAAAAUUACAACGUGAGAGGGACAUCUUGUGGCACAAAUAAAAUAAAAAAUAAUAGUCCAGUGUCAGGAAGAGUAUCCUGGAAUGUUACCCCAGGGUCACCCUUUCUGGGAGAAAUCCCAGGCCUGGGAAGAGAUCAGUUUGUUCCAGUCUUUCUUAUAGCAGGACUCCUGCUUCCCACUUUCUCAUCUUCCCACCUUUUUGUCUCCAUGAGACGAGGAUUAUAGAACACAGAUGUUCUACCAAAUAUACUUGUCUGUCUUGGUGCAAAUGAUGCUAGUUUUUAAUGAAGACAGAUUAAAAUGUCACUACCGUUAUUUGACUGAAUGUGUUGUCAUCACUAGCAUAAAAUGUGACAGAACCUUAGCUGUGGGUGGUUAACACUUAUUUUCCACUUGUAUCACAAUCAUAUUUCCAUAUGUUCCUAUAAAUUAUAAAGAAUACAUUGAAUUUUCAGGAGGACAGGGGGCCAUGACUGUGUACAGUCAACAGAGAUGGAACCUACCCUGUGUCUGUGCAUCACAGUGUACGAUGAUGUAGCCUUGUCAGUGUGCCUGAACCUUGAGAUUCCUCCUUUGAUUAGUUUUGAUCACAUGGUGAUAAAAGUUUAAUUAUCUUUAACAAGCAGCAGUUUUCCCAGGAGUUGUCAUUGUAAUUUUAAAUAAUUUCUGGAGCAUUUUUCAUUGCCUUGGACGAGGUGGUGCUGUCCCUGGUGGAGUGGGAGAAGUCUCUGCACCACCGCAGUAUUUCCAGUCUCACGGACCUCAGGCACACAUUUUAUUUUGGUGUCUUUGGGAGAGGUUCUGUGCUGGGCUGGUGCUGCACACAAGGAAAGAGCUGGGGAGCAGGCACUGAACCCCGGUUUCCUUCAGGUGCAGCUGGCUUCACCUUGUGGGCUGGCCCGUGGUGCAGGAGGAGGCGCAGCUAGCGCUGGCUGGGGUGUUCCAGCAGGCAGGAGUGAGCUGGCAGGAGCUCUGAGUGGAGUCAUUGCUCUCGGCUUCAGAGGAACAAUAGAAUGUCAAUUAAAGGGAAAAACAGACGUGCCUCUUCCACAGAAAUACCUCAGCUCUGAGGGUGUUAAGCUUUUCAUAAAAACCUGAACACUGGGGAGAUUUUGAUUUCAUGGUGCAUCUUCUGUUUAAAGAUUUCAGCAACCAGAUGUUGUUUUGGUUGGGCUCAGUAUUUCCAUUGUUGCCUUGUUUUUAUGUAUCUGACAUAGAAAGUUGAAUGUAUCAACAUACAUCUUCCUGGGGCUGUUUAUAAUGUGUCUGUUGGUGCCCAAGGAUCCAGAAAUACUAUUUGAAUCAAUUGCUAUGUAAAUCAUUCUCUGCUUUGGAAAGACAGGGGAUCAUUUCUCCAGCAGUAAUUCAAUCAUAGCUUGUUUUUUGUAAAUCCACAAUACCCUGGCCUAAAUUUAAUUCAAAGUUUAUGUUUCCUAGCUACAGUUCUAGUACUUCAGUUGCCAUGAGAAGAAGCACCAUAAAUUAAAAAAAAAACCAGAAAAAAGAAAAAAGGUGGUCAAUAGCAAAGAGAUCUUUUUUGGGUUAAAGAUGGGGCAGAACCCCCAAGUUUUUGUUUUCAGGCAUUUGUACGAGACUAACUAAAAAUCUGCCAAGUCAUGCUGUUGUCCAGCACAGAUUUUUGGCCAAAUGUAUAAUGAAAUGUUUUUUGUAAUUAUUAGUCAGCUAAAAACCUGAGAGUUGCAGCUCAAUUGCUUUGACAUCUGUCCCUUUGGCCUCAAUUCAUUUCCCAUCAGGUAUUCCACAGAAUGAUCAACGUUUAGCUUAGGUUAACCAAACCCUUGGGUUUGUUGGUAUUGGUUGAGUUCAGAGUGUGGGCUUAAGCUUUUAGGGAUCCCAUUUGUACAGAUUUUGAUUGCCAGAGAGCUUUGCUCCAGAUUUUUACUGGUUUGAUCCAUUCAAACACAAAUUCCUCUAGCAAGGGCUUUGUGCUGAGCGGUGGCAGAGGAGCAGGCUGGUGUCAGGGUCACAGAAUGAACUCCCACAUGCUCGGAACAUGUUCUGCAGCCUGUCAGCUGAAGCUCUUGUCGAACAAUAAACAAGAGCGCUACCUUGUUAUGCCUCUCUGCCUUCAGAGAGGUUUUUCUGGUUAAAUAGUGAGAUGGUAUUAAUUUAGGGUGUGAAUACAAGUUGAAGUGCUGUGCUGUGAAUCUCUCGCGUGUUUGCUGGCUGGAAUGUCGCUGGGGUUUCUGUUUUGGUGUCCGAUGUCCCAGGAAUAGCGAUGCCUUUGCGUUCUGUGUGUCUCUGUGUAUGGAGGGAGGCGCCUCCCUACCUGGAGCAGCAUCUGGAUUAAUGGUGGGACAUCGUUCUCAGCUUUGCCCGUGGUUUCAGGUGUCUGCUGAGCAACACACUCUGCGCCUAGGAAAGGCACGUUUAUUCCAGAAUAGGUAUUUCCCCAGAAGGGCUGGGAUGGAGAAGCCUGUAAGUGACGACGGAGCGCGUGAAUGCAGGGCGGUGAUGGGCGGCCGUGCGGGCUGCGGGAGGAGGAGCGGGCUGCGCGCUGGGUGUGUGUCCCUGCGGCACCGGGAGCGGGCAGGGCCGGGACCCGCGGGCGCUGCCGGGGCGGCGGGGUCGCGCCGGGUGAGGCUCCCACCGCCGCCGGCCGCCCGUGGAUCCGCCUCGCCCGGCGCCCCCGCAGUGCGAGCCCGCCCUGCCGGGGCCGCGGCCGGCGCUGCCCGGCUCCCUGCGCGCCGGGGCGGGCGGAUGGGGCCCGGGGCUGCGGCCCCGCUCCCCGCCGGGUCCCCGCCGCGCCGCGCCCUCCCCCGCGCUCCCGCCGCCUCCCUCCCCUUCCUCCCGCCUCCCCGCCCCCGGCUCCGCAUCGCCGCGGCCGGAGCGCACGCCGCCCGCCCGAGGAUGCUCCGCGCUUUUGUUCCCCCGCCGCAGCCUUUGGGAGGACUCUCGUCCUGACUCGGUGGAGGUUCCUCUCCCUCUUUCCCAGCCCCUCAUCCCUCCUCGGCGCGGCAGCCCACCCAGGAGGGCAUCAGUAUCAGCCCUCUCCGGUGCGCCGGGGAAGUUGCUGGCAUGCCUGCCGCUGGGUCCCGGUGCUCCGGCAGCGGCUGGGAGCCGGAUUUAAAGGGGAAUUGUGCUGCAGACAAUGCACAGCAGCAGCAUCUGGAGCAGCCCUGGGGACUGGAGCUCCGGUUUUGACAUUGCUGCACACACAGCACCAGCCGCAAUGACAGCAGCUGCCUGGAGUGGCUGCAGGCAGCAGGCAGGAGCAUGAAGUAGAGAGAUCACUGCAGUGCUCAAGAUGAACUCCUCUUUGGUUGGCAACCAGAGUGGCCGGCCCUUCUGUCUCCUGGCCAUUAGCUAUUUGGAGACCAUCAAUUUUUGCCUCCUGGAAGUGGUUAUUAUUGUGUUCCUCAUGGUGCUGAUUAUUUCGGGCAACAUUAUUGUGAUAUUUGUCUUUCACUGUGCACCUCUGCUGAACCACCACACCACCAGCUACUUCAUCCAGACUAUGGCGUAUGCUGACCUCCUGGUGGGCGUGAGCUGUCUGGUGCCUUCUUUGUCUCUGCUGCACUAUCCUAUUGUUUUGAGUGAGUCCUUGGUUUGCCAAAUCUUUGGUUAUGUGGUAUCAGUGCUGAAGAGCGUCUCCAUGGCCUCCCUGGCCUGCAUCAGCAUUGACAGAUACAUUGCCAUCACCAAGCCCCUGACCUACAACACGCUGGUUACCCCGUGGAGGCUGCGAAUCUGCAUAUUGACCAUUUGGCUCUACUCCUGCCUGGUCUUCUUACCCUCCUUUCACUGGGGAAAGCCUGGAUAUCACGGGGAUGUGUUCCAGUGGUGCGCCAGUUCCUGGAACACCGAUCCCUAUUUCACCCUCUUCAUCGUGGUGAUGCUCUACGCGCCGGCCGCUUUCAUCGUCUGCUUCACCUACUUCAACAUCUUCCGCAUCUGCCAGCAGCACACCAAGGAGAUCAACGAGCGCCGCGUGCGCUUCAGCUCGCAGGACGGGGAGGCCGGGGACGCGCAGCCCUGCCCGGACAAGCGCUACGCCAUGGUCCUCUUCCGCAUCACCAGCGUCUUCUACAUCCUCUGGCUGCCCUACAUCAUCUAUUUCCUGCUGGAGAGCUCCAACGUCUACAGCAACCGCGUCGCGUCCUUCUUGACCACUUGGCUUGCCAUUAGCAACAGUUUCUGCAACUGUGUCAUUUACAGUCUCUCCAACAGUGUCUUUCAGAAGGGGCUGAAGCGUCUCUCGGGGGCCAUCUGUGCCUCGUGUGCUAGACAGAGGGUAGCUAAGGACUCCUCUACCUCGAGGAGCAAAAGAUCUUCCAAUGGCUGUCACGUCUAGGACGCCUGUCAGCUGGACUGGGAAGCGCAGGGACAAUUGCGGAGAUUGCAAAUUAACGUAGAUAGGAUUUUAAGAUACCCAGAUUUGCAAAAAGGUUUCUGAGAAAUGCUGCUGACAUAGAAGGAUCAGGAGCACAGAUCGUUGUGGUUUCACUUUAAAAAAUGAUUGCUGUGGAGGAGGCUGUGGAGUUUCACCUCCACAUUCAUUUUAAAGAAUAAAGCUGUAUCUUGACACUUACCUCUCCAGCUGGUGUGACUGAAUGGAGUGGGUGUCUGAGAGCUUCAGCAAAAUGUAGUCUUUCGUACAGCUUUACUGGGUUUUUGGAGAUUCGUGCUUCACAUGUAAAUGAUAGAUCUGAAGUGGAAAUGUCACAGUCUAUGGUAUAUUACAGGGAUUUUUUUAAUAUAUGCCAAAGUAUAUUGACACAACGUUCCAGCGUCAGAACAGAAGGGGCCAAACAAAUUGUUUUUCAGUGCUACCUAGACAGGACUUGUAGGACAGGGGUGCACAAUGUGAACGUUUCAGUGUGAACUCUGUUCCUGAGCUGUGAGUGCAGCGCUGUGGUCUGGGCAGUCGCACUCCUAGGGCUGGUCUGGCCUCCGUGCCCUGUUUCCCUGGUAGGACGCGUGUUUGGAUCAGAGUGCGGCAUCCGUGUUUUCCUGUUUGUUGUGAAGGAAGAAGAAAAACUUGGAUCAGACCAAAUUUAGCAGUUAAAUAAAAUGUGUUUUGAUAAGCUGAGAGAUAAUACGUGUUGCUUUAUGAUACCAGAGUUGUAGCAGCCACUCAAGGAUGAUGCCAGCAUGUGAAAAUUGUUCUCAAACCAGUGGAGAAAUGCCGCGGGUUUGUAUGUGGAAAUUUUCUCAAGAACAACUUUAAAAAUAACAUGUCCCCCUUUUUUUUUUUUUUUUUUAAUCUAAAUUCUUCUGAUAUUUUACAUACUGGAACUUAAGGGGAAAGGAAAGAAAACAAUUGUCUUCUAAACAGCUAAGGGAACUAUGUUGUAAAUUUAACUGUAGUAUUUGAGUUAUUCAUAAGUGCACAGAGCUAAAUCAGAGACAUUUUUCUUUAGCCUUCAUGGGAUUAAAGAUGGUUCAAAUAUAGCAGGAGCUAAAUCCUGUUGGCAAAAGCGUAUCUAACUGGUCAGACAAAGGCAAUAUCUGAGGAACCAAAUCUCAUUGACCACAGCUUGUUCAAGCUCGCCUAGAUUAAAUGUUUUGAGUACUGUCAUGCUGUUAAGAAGGCAGAAUGUCCCUCAAAUUGUUGAGUUUUUCCUAAAGAAUUAUCCUUGUCUUUUUACUGAUGCCAUUUUGGAAGUGAAAGUGAAGCAAGUGUUCCUGUGGUGGUGGAUUGCAGUGUCACCCUGCCCCUGGUGCAGGGCUGUCCCUGUGUGUCCUGCUCAGGACAGGCUGUGCCCCCGACCAUCCUCCCACUGUGCCCCUCCUUGUGCUUCCCAUCACUGCCUUGGUGGCUGAGUGGGGAAUUCCCUGAGCUCCUCUGCUACAGCUGGUGUGCUCUUAGUCACAGUGGGAAUGAAAAAAGGAUAGGGAAAAAGAGUGGGAUAUUUUUAGAAUUGGGGUAAUUCUCUUGGCCAAAGGGAAGGCUCUGUUUCGGUAAAUGGUUUCAAGUCCACAUUGUUCUAGAUCAAGAUCAUAUUUUUAAUACUCUGCCCUAUCCCUCCUGCAAACUCCCCCCUCCUGUGUGCUGUGAGCCCUGGCCUCUCCUCUCCAUGCCUUGCCCUGGAGGAUAGCAGCUUUCCCUGCCCCAUCACAUGCACGAUUGCUACAGCCGGGCCCUGCUGCCCAUCCACAUUUGCUCCAGUGCAGUCCCGUGGGGCUCCAGUGAGGAAACGGGGAAGGAGUGAGUGAGCAGCAGGGUAAAGCAUUCCUGGCAUGGCAUGGAUGUGUCAGCACUCAGUGCUGCUGCACUUGAGUUCCUCUCCUGGGUGUGUGUGUACCUGUUCAGGGGAGGAAGGGCAGAACCCCCUGCUGCUGCUGCCUCCUUCUGUUGGAGGACCCUGGGGCAAAGCGCUUAAGUGGCAUCUUGGUCAGCAUCCAGUGGAUUGCAUCCAGUCAGCCCAAACCUCUCAAGAUAAACAUCCUCUUUGGUUCAUCUGAAAUGUUAAGAGCACAGCUUGUCUAAGCGCUGCUGCCUUCCUGCCACCAUUUCUUGGUGUCUGUAGAAAGAGCAGAGAGGGGCUGGUGCUGGUUGCUGGCAGACACGGCCGGAGCUGUGCUCGGAAUUUUGGUUAGACACAGGCGUGGGGGAGCACGGGGCUGCGGUGACUCACUGGGCAAGGGAGGGGGAUAAUAAUGAUAAUAAUGAUAAUAAUAAUGAGCUCGCAGCACAUCUGAUUGUCUCAGGCGCUCCGUGGGUAUGAUAGCAAAGGGGGGCUUUGGGGAACCAUUCAAGGGCUUUAGUCACUAAUAUCAAAGUGUGUGUGUGUGGUAUUUUUGGAACAGCCUCUCAGGUAAACUCCCCGUAGCCUUUUUCUGACUCUUCACCUUAGCUAACAUUUCCUGGUCUUUGAAAUGAUACAGUGUAUCGUUGAAAUAGCAUUUAAUUAAACUGAGCAGAAGAGAAGAAUCUGCUGGGGCCUAAAACCCUAGAAAUGGCAGUUUCAGGUUUAAGUGGAAGCUGGACAGCAAGGACUGUUGCUUUGGGGGUUUUUUAUGGCUAAAUAGAGGGUUUGAAUAGGAACAUUGUGUGCUGGUUUUUGAGAAUUUUGGAAGUUUUUGAAACUAGUAAGGGGUCUAAGUCAUGGCAUAGAGAUUUAACUGGAGCUGAAGCAGUUGCUCCUUCAGCCCUGAGCCUGGAGUUGCACUUGGAGCAUGGUUGCUGAUCCAGAUGCAGAUGCAUUCUUGCAGCUGUUGCUGCUCUGCAGCGAAGGUUCAGUUCUAACAUUCCUGACAGCCAGGCUGUUUUCAGUUGCCUUACUCAUCUCCAAGUCUUCCUCAGCUCAGACAUUUUCUGUAAGAGGUGAAAAUCAGAGUUUGAAAGUCUCCAGGAGAUAAGGAUGGAGAGGAGUUGCAGCCAACUGAUGCAUUCAAGUUUCAUCCACUGUACAGACACUUUUGGUGUUGCCCCAGUAGCUUAAUUUUAGUGUCAAAUAUUUCUCUUUUUGUCUGUGUUAAUUUAUUGAUAUUUUGAAGAUUUAAAUUACAUUUUUUCCUCUUAAUUUAAUGUCAAUAUAGUAUGUGUAGUAUGUGUUUAGAUGUUUUAAUAUUUAUAAAAUAUUUGAGUCUAUUGUCUUCAGUGAAAAUGCAGGGGGUGAAUUCUGUUCUUUGUGCCAAUGGUGGGAAGAAUCAUUUUGACAAACAUGACUUUGUUUCUCAGCAGUGCACUGAACACCUUUUGUCAUGCACAGCACAGGGUCCUUCCCACCACAACCCGUGCUGGGGGUGUCAGGCAGCAAACUUUCCUCCUCAUUUUCAUUUUCAUCCUCCACCUCUGAAAUGAACCCGCUUGUGGCUCUGUUUGUGUCCGGGUGCUUUGGAAAUCAGUGGUGAGAGCACUGCGCACAUAAAUGCCACACUGAGGAGAGGACAGAAAUCAAAUUGCAUCCUCAUGACAAUGAGGUUGUGAUAUGAUUAAAUGAACUAAUUUUGAAGUUCCAUCUCAGACUAUAAAUUUGUUUUGUAUUAGAGUUAUCUGCCUCACUUUCAAAUUAAGCUGCUGGAAGGUUCAAUUUGCAAGAUGCAAUUCAGUGGCUUUUUUAAUGCCAUGGGAAGUAUUUCUAUACUCACAGCUUCUUAGAUGAUGAUAAUUUGCCUCAUGUAGAAGUCCUUUUUAAAAAAACAAUAUUACUGGAAGUUUAGGUUGUGAUUGUGUUGUCAUUUGCCAAAUAUACUGGGAAAAUAGCUGUGAAAUAUUAUUUUUUAUGAUCUCAAUCAAGGGACAGUAUUUUUAAACUCAAUAGAAAUCUUUUGUGUCAAACAAAAGCUUUGCUAUUAUCUACUGUUAAUUUCAUUUUAUUAAAUGUUAGCAGUUUCUACAGUCCUUAUUUGUUGUUGGGGAGUUUGUACUUGUUUUUAAGCUUCUUAUCACUCAGAAAUAUGUUUCUACUACUUGGAACUCUGACAUGGCUCAGUGUCAGAGUGCCAAGGGGCACUUUUGGGUAUUUGUCACAAGUCUUUGACGGGAAGAAAGAGGCACAAAGUACCAAGGCACAGAGAAUUGCAAGAGACAGAGAAUUUCCAAUGGCAUUGUUCCCUCUUUCUCAUAUAAAGGCUUUACGUGUGAGAACCUAAAUUUCAGUUUGUCUAUUCUGAAAAAAGACACUUCCAAGGCCUGGAUGUGAUACGAGGUGGAAACAUUCAGUGUGCAAAUUCAACAUGCAGAUUUUUGGCUGUUUAUCGUGGUGUUCCCAAGUGCUGUGAUGAUCAAGGCAGUAACUCUGUGGGUCAGGAAGUCUGGAAUAUUUCAGUCUGAUCUUAGUUCACAUCGGGGUUUGAAGUUGACAGGACUUCUAAGUCAGGUUUGUGCUUCAAAAAAUAUUUCUUAGGAACUAGUAUGUGAGCACAGGAAUCUGCCUUCAGAUUUUACAGACAAAAGACCCUUCUAAAAUUUUUCUGAUUCACUUGUUUUAGACAUUUUAAUAAGAGAAGGUGGAGGUUUUGGAAGGCUUUUUUUGUUGUUGUUUCAGCACAUGCUUGGUUCUGAGUUUUCGAAGCACCUGCUGAAACUUUUGCCUGACUUGGCCCUUAUUUUAUUGUUUGUUUUAGAAAAGUUUCUUCUUCCCUUCCACGACUUUGCAGAACACAACACAUCCUUCCCAUGGUGUCAUUCAAGAUAAACUCAGAUUUUAAUGCAAGUUUAUCCAAAUGUUAUCUUCAAUACUCCCUACACAGUGAGUGCUGCUGUGUGCGGGGCUGUGGUCAGGCAGUCCUGGGGGCUGCAGCUGCUCAGGUUUUCCAGACUGUCUCCUCUCUGGGCAUGGUGGGAAAAUGCCCCAUUUCCACAGCACAGAAAUGUGUUCUCCUGGCUUCUAGGCCCAUGUCUUACUUCAGUUGGUAUUUCCAUUAUUGCCUCUGCUUUGCAGAGGUACUGCUUCAAAAGAUGUUUCUGCACAUAAGCAAAGCCAUUUAGUACUAAAGUUAUGUGUUUGGGAGGGACUAGGUCUUCAAAAUUAAAAUUUAGUUAGUGUAGGACCAGGUGCAGUUGUGUUUAGAGAAAGAAACUGAAAGUUGUGGCUGAUUGAAACAAAGAGGGGAAACCUGGAGUGAGUCAAAACAAUGGAGUAUUUAAUGUGGGUCAUUUUCUUUACAAUACACACUUCUUUUAAAUACAGAGUUGAACCUUCUUGCGUUUCUUUGCUGCUCCCUGGGGGCAGCUCCUCUGAGCCUGGGGUCUCCCACACCCACCCAGAGGGAUUCCCUGCAGAGCUGGGGUGAUGAUCAGCCCCUCAUUUGAGUUCAGAUAAGGUGAGAGAUCUUUCCGAGGUGUCACAGCCACAGGGAGUUAAUCUGAUGGGAUAUACUUUGUUUGGUCAGCUUGUCAGGUUUUUUUCCUGUGACAUUGUUUUCUAGACAGGUGAAAGGUUUGUUUAGAGAAGCAGCUUUGCUGAUGCCUCUCCACACAAUAUUGAGUUCUGUCAUCUGUCAGUUCUUACCCAUUGCAGAGGGGAGAGCAAGCCCCAGUGUGUGUGCCCUGCAGGCAUUCAGUGUGCCUGCAGAUCCGGGUGUUUGUGGGAAUCACCCAAAUCCCAUUUGCAUCUCCUGAGCUUUAGCAGAUAUUGAAAACAUGACCAGAAGUGAUGGUGCUGUGUCCUGGUCCUCACUGUCUCUUUACAUCUCAGAUGUCCCUGAGCAAUCUGUGCAGUCAGAACUGGUCCUCGCUGGUGGUUUCGUGGUUGUUUGAGCUGAGAAACAGAAGUUGUUAAAGUCAUCUUUGUUUGUCCUGGAGCUGUUUUGGGGGAGUGUUGCAGUCCCUAGCGGAUCACAGGAUGUGCAGGCUCUGCUCCAGGAGAGCCCAGGAGGCACCAGGUCCCUGCUGUGGGUUGGUAACCAGUAGCUUUAUUGGCUGAGAAGUUCUAAGGAGUGCUGAGUGGAUGCACAUUAUAUUUAUAAUAUUAUAGAUAAUAUUUAGAGUAGGGGUUUAGAGAGAUGCCCAUGUUUGGAAGGAGGGGAUUGGAGGGCUCCACCUGCCUGUGCCUGUGCCUGAGGUGCAGACAGGGGGGUUGGAACAGAGCAGGCAGUCCAGACUUUCUGUUCUGACUUUUAUUUAUGAAUUUGUAAGAUGAAGAUAGCAAUUUUGUAAUUCAAAGCUUUGGCUUCUUUCUGAUGGUCAUUACUGGAGAUCCUUCUGUGAAAAGGUGAAAUAAAUUUGAGUGGCUCCUCAUGAAGAUGAACUCAAGUCUUGCUGUGCAUAUGCGAGUCAUUCUCACUGUUACACAGACCACGUGAACCGAGCAAUCAAAUGCUUAAUAAACCAAGUCAUUACUUUUAUGGUAAAUUGAAAAAAGUUCUUCUGGGAUUUCAACUGUAAAUGAAUCCUUGAAAAUCAAUAAUUAGAUUAGUAAAGGAUGACGGUUUAAUAUGCUGGCAGGAAUAUAGAGGGAUUUGUCAGGGGAAGCAAAACCAGACUUUGCACUAAAGUGGCUUAGGUAUAUUUAUAGUGCUAGUGAUUCUGUGUGUGUGUGAGAUCUUUGGACUAUUUUAAUAUAAUGUAAGGCUUUGAGCUUUAGCGAACUCAAGUUGCUCGUUUUAUGAAGUUACAUUAGUACCACACUGUGAAGUAUUUUUAAAUAUUAGCAUUACUGAGUAUUAAAAGUAUUUCAUAAAACCAUUUUUAAAAUGUUUUCUGUAGAUGCUGUCGAAUGAAUUGAUGUUUAGUGUACAAAGAAAUAAAACCUGAGGGCUGUAAGGUACCUGUAUGUUUCUGAUCACCUCGGUUUUUGAGGGGUUAGAUAUUUCUUGAGGUUAAAUUGUCAUUAAAACUUACUAAAAAUACUGGUGCAGUUAAUCCUUUCAGAGAACAGAAAGCAGCAUUACCUCCAGCCACACUUUUGAACUGUCUGAAAGGAUUUGCAAUUGUUGUAUUGUCUUGACAGACUCAUGUCUCUAGAAAUGCUGUACAGCACAGUCUUUUGCAAGUUCCUAUGCUGAUACAUUUCUCUCCAUAUGUAACCUUUGAAAUCUAGUUUCUAUUGUAAUUCUAGCAUGUAAACACUAGAUUCAAUUUUGUAUUCCUCUAAUGAAUGCAACAGGAUGGAAACACGUUUGCAAUUGCUAAUGAUGAGCUUUUUUACUGUUCUUAAUACUCGUGGGUAUGUCUUUUCUUCAGGGAUUUCAGAAUUGUAUUCGUACCUUUUUAAAUUGUUUUUUCACAUGCUGUUUACAAUUAAACCACGAGCAUGGGAGGCUGUGCGUGCAUGUGCUUUUAGGUUGCUUUGCUGAAUGAAAUACAGUGGAGUGAUCUUCCUUUAAAACCUCUCAGUUGCCCAGAGCAGCUGUGGCUGCCCCUGGAUCCCUGGCAGUGCCCAGGGCCAGGCUGGACAGGGCUUGGAGCAACCUGGGAGAGUGGAAGGUGUCCCUGCCCGUGGCAGGGGGUGGAACUGGAUGAGCUUUAGGUCCAUUCCCACCCAAACCGCUCCGUGGCUCUGUGAUGCUCAUCUUUCCUUGUGUCCCACCUGUCUCCUCACACCUUUCCCAGCACUGCUGCAGCAGAAGCCACCAGCGGGGUUAUUGUGGUGUGGAGCUCUGGCAUUGUCAGAGGCUGUGAUGAGGGGUUUUGUUUGGGACACAAUCCAGCUCCUUACACAAGCAGUGUUCCACCCGGUAGUUUUUUCCUGAAUGUCGGUGAAAAGGCCAAGAGUAGAUGAAGUCACAGGUGAGAAUGUGUAUGUGUGUGUUUGUAGGAACUCCGUGCACCUUUUAAUGCUGGAAAUUGUUUUGUAUUAAAAGCAGAGAAAGAGCUGUGAGUGUGGAACCCCUGCUAGGAGGAGCUGUGGGGAAACCUCCACCCCAGCAGGUUAGAAAAGCAAAGAGGUGAAUUAGAGGCAGUCUGAGCCUGGGUGCUCUAAUUCUGGUUUAGUUCUGACACACUGGGGGCUGUCUGGGUGGGCUCCUGAUGCUCCUUGGCCCUGCUGGGUCUGCUCUGGCUCACACAAGGGAAGAGUUCUCAUGCUCAAGGCAGCUGAGGAAGAGUUGAUGUUGGGGCUCCAGAAUUACCUGUGUUGUGCCAACUCAGAACUGUUGUUAAAAUACAGGGGAGAGGGGUUCUUCCACCCCGUGAUUUUAAUAGACAUUUCUGUAGCUGAUUUUUCAACUAAGACUAAUAAUAAGAAAAACUACAGUUGAGCCAAAAAUGACAAAUGUUACUGAGUUAAAAUAAUACUUGCAUAUUUUUAACUAUUAAAUGGAACUAGAUAAAUCGGAAGCAUGUAAAUAUCUGAUUCUAAAUCUUUGCAUAAUUAUUUCCAAGAGGUAAUUUUGCUAUGAGCUAUUAAAACUCCAAGAAAUGUAUUAUUCCCCUUUGAGAUGGUGUGUACCCCAGCUGUGUCAUACAUCUCUUGGCUUGUUUCCUUUUUGCUCUAGAUGUACAUACAUAUAUAUAUAUAUUUGUGUGCUGUGCAGUUGUACACUCACUGCCAUGUUAAAUUGAUUGUUUUCAAAUGAGAAUAUCUGUGUAUUUUACACGUGUGUGUAUAUGUAUCCCCAAACAAGCAGUUUAACAGGGCAGUGGUUGUCCAGCCACAGAGUUUAGGGCUUUGUACAAUAUGUAAUUUUAAGAAUGUCAAUGUGGUUCUUAGCGGAUUUUAUAAACACUUCUCUGAAUCUGUUAUCAGCACUUCCCAUCCUACAAGAAACUGCACAUUUUUCAGUGAUUGUUCCACUGGUUACAUUUUUGUCUGCCAUUUGUUCUGGAUUGAUGUAAUCUUGAUACUACUAAAAUUUCAAGGGCUGUUGACGCAUUUCACAUAGCCUGGGAUUGCCUGUUCUCCAAAUGUAUGGAUCAUGCAUCAACAGUACUAAGUAGCCUUACUGUUUUGCCUAAAAGCCUAGCUAAUUUAUUUAAUAUUCUCUCUUUAAAGAGAGGUCUCUGGAAGGGGUGGAUAUUUUAGGAUGCUCCUUCUCUUUAAAGGGAAACUCGGAAUUGACUAGCAGUACUUGUUGAUCAGUGAUAUUAUUGUAGCCAAAGGAUGCAUGGGUGAUUUAAUAGGAAGUUUUUGCUUCAAGUUUCUUGAUGAAAUGUAGUGUUCUACAGAGCUGUGUGAAGAGUGUAGUUUUUUAUUCUGAAAUGCACUUGUACACUUUAUUUGAAAGGUCUGAAUGGAUCAUAAAUACAUUUAAGAAAUAAAUGAUACAUCACAUGUUUUCACGGCUUGUCUCGGGUGGCUUUUCUGUUCCUGAGCUGCUAAAGGUGUGUCCUUGGCACUGGGUGGGGCUUUUCCCUUCUCUUGAUUGCUGUAAAUUGCAGUGAGAGCAGGGCCAGGAGAAGCUUCCAGCCGGGCUGGUGUUUGUGCUUUAUCCAUACAGGCUGCAGGGCACCGUGGGCAAACUCCUCGCUUUAAUUUUCCUGUGGGAAACUUGAGCCCUAAAAGGAAACGAACAGAGCGAAAGGGCUGGAUAUCACAAGGGAUUCACUUUUAUUUUUAGAAUUGCACUAUAUUGCCAUAUUUGGCCUGAAACUAUGCUGUAUCAAUGCACUAUUGUAUCCAAUUGCAGUGUCUAACCAGUCCAAAUUUGUCUAAAUUAUUCAGGUUUUUUCCACAAAUACUCUUUAUCUGUGAACGUUCUGGGCUAGUGCUGACUGCAGGUAACACAUUCUGCAGGCAGCAUUCCUUGUGGGAAGUUAACAAGUACAUUACUCUGAAAAUGUGGUUUGUGUCACUUCCUUGAGGUCUCAGUAGCAGGUGUAAUUCCUCCUACCGAAACCUUCUCCAGUGGUCCGGGCAAAGACAAAUGCAGGAAGUGCACUCUGUGUGAAAAUGAAUGUAAACAUUGCUUAAUAAAAGUAAUUAUGGGAAUGCCAUCAGCCUGCAAAACAGACCUGGUGGCACAGGAUCCUGCUAGCACUGAAAAUAGCUGUCAAAAAACCAUUUAAUGUAUUUGAAUGUACUUAAAAUGUGCAGAUCUGCUCAAAAUAACUUCUCCCCAUCGUGUAAUAUUACCCUGCUGCUGCCCAUGAAAGCUGCACAGAAUUUUGGCUCUCUCUGAGUGUUGGAUCUGCUGGAAUCUGUCCCUGGCUUGGUGCACUCCAGGGUGGCUUGUUCAUGCCUUGCAGCAACACACCACAUGCUGCUCCCACCCUGGCAAAGGCAGGAGAAUUCCAGUGGUGGACUGAGACUCCAGACCCUUCCCACAGUGAUCUCUGACCGUGUGGCAGAAUCCCUGCAGUCAGGGGGACCUUCCUGAGGAAUAACUGGAAUGUGGAAAUGGAGCCAUUGUGGCAAGAGUGAGAGUCAGGCCCAGUUUGGGUUGGUGGUGUGUCAGAUAACUCAGCAGUGAGCAGAAUUCCACGGCUGGAAUCAUUCUGGGGGUUGGGGCAGACUAAAGUUUGGUCCCCUUGCAUUUCUCCACUGGUGAGGUGUUCCUGAAGCCAGCCUGUGGCCAGGUCAGGGUUUCCCCAGGGGAUUUUCUCCAGCAGCCUGGUUGGACAGGAGCUGAUCUUUGGGUGAUGAGCCAUUUCCAGCAGGCAGCUUCCUCUGCUCUCUGAAGGUUUCUUAUUUCAUUCUUUUCAGCACAAAUCUUGUCCUUUAGCAAUUCUUUGCUGCAGCUUCUUCAUCCUCUUGGGUUUAUGUAGGGGAUUAGGAGGAAUAAACCUGAGCUGCUGAAAAGUGCAAGUAGAUCAGUCCCAGGAAGAGGGAAUUCCAGCUCUUCCAUGUCUUUAAUUGUGCCUUAAGCUACAGAAAAAGCUUCCAAAGUAGCACAGUCUCAGUCUGAAUAUGUUGAGGCUGUAACUUCCUGACAUGGUUUGCAGGUCCUAGGAUGCUCCCUGCAAGAUCAU
Messenger RNA from Prinia subflava (tawny-flanked prinia), 15930 nucleotides. RefSeq names its product G protein-coupled receptor 21 (gene GPR21). Gene Ontology annotation, cellular component: plasma membrane. The record is from RefSeq and is a predicted model, not a curated record. Gene Ontology annotation, molecular function: G protein-coupled photoreceptor activity. Bases 3937 to 4983 code for a protein of 348 amino acids. Gene Ontology annotation, biological process: cellular response to light stimulus; phototransduction; G protein-coupled receptor signaling pathway. The transcript is spliced from 2 exons. NCBI's taxonomy places the organism in Eukaryota, Metazoa, Chordata, Aves, Passeriformes, Cisticolidae.